AAGUUUAGCGCCUAAAAAUCGUUUGCUAUAUCCUGCUGUUACUAGGUAUAUCGCAAUGGCUGAUCAGCUAACAGAGGAGCAGAUUGCCGAGUUCAAAGAGGCUUUCUCGCUCUUUGAUAAGGAUGGUGACGGCACCAUCACCACCAAAGAGCUGGGAACCGUGAUGCGCUCUCUGGGCCAGAACCCCACAGAGGCUGAGCUGCAGGACAUGAUCAACGAGGUGGACGCUGAUGGUAAUGGAACGAUAGACUUCCCAGAGUUCCUGACCAUGAUGGCGAGAAAGAUGAAGGACACAGACAGCGAGGAGGAGAUCAGAGAAGCGUUCCGCGUCUUUGACAAGGAUGGGAACGGUUACAUCAGUGCUGCUGAGCUGCGCCAUGUGAUGACAAACCUUGGGGAGAAGCUGACCGAUGAGGAAGUUGACGAGAUGAUCCGAGAAGCAGACAUUGAUGGAGAUGGCCAGGUCAAUUAUGAAGAGUUCGUACAAAUGAUGACGGCGAAGUGAAGGCCUUGUACAGAUGUUGUAUAAAUAACUUGCCUUUUUUUUCUGUGGAAUUUAUCUGUAAAAUCUUAAUAUCCCCCCUCCCUGCUGUCCAAAGGAACUGCAUGUAAACUGCAUAGGCUCUUGAGUCCCCAUGUCCCUUUCUUUUGCUGUCCUCGUGUUUUGGAGUGACGGGGUGGUUGUACAAACGGGUGCCUGUCGCAGCCCCAGGGGUUGGAGUGCGCUUAAGAAUCGUCACGUCGGCUCCGUUCUGGACGCGUGGCAACAUUGGUGACCUGUCACUUGGGGCAGCUAUGUUGCAAUGGCCUAGAGGAGUAACUCUGCAUGGACUACGGACAAAGUGUAUAUGGAAAUCUCUCAGCAUUGCACUACUGCAAAGAAAAUAAAAAAAACUACACAGGUGUAUCUUCUAGGUACACUUAAACUCUUUUUGUAUCUGCUGUUCUUUACCAGAAAACAACUUUGUUUUAAUCUUACUAUGCUUUUUAAUGUUUUACUCACUACUUUUAUGGCCUUUGGCCAUGCUUCAAAUAAUCCAUUCCAAGUUGUAUAUUUUUGUUUUCCAAUAAAAUUUACAAUUUACCCAGA
Messenger RNA from Salvelinus sp. IW2-2015, 1090 nucleotides. RefSeq names its product calmodulin 2a (phosphorylase kinase, delta) (gene calm2a). The record is from RefSeq and is a predicted model, not a curated record. Gene Ontology annotation, molecular function: enzyme regulator activity; calcium ion binding. NCBI's taxonomy places the organism in Eukaryota, Metazoa, Chordata, Actinopteri, Salmoniformes, Salmonidae.